AUGGUGAAGAAAUUUGAUGGGAAGUUUAUUUGGGUGAUAAAGAACUUCUCUACUUUUCCAUCUGAGAAAAUUUGUUCUGGCUCAUUUGUGAUAGGUGGCUGGUUUUGGCGUCUUGUAGCAUAUCCCAGGGAAAAUGACGUUGAUUACUUGUCUUUGUAUCUCGUUGAUGACAUGCGGUAUGCUGCUUCUAAAUCAAAGCCUUAUAAACUGAGAGGAAAUGUAAAUUUCAACAUAACGAUAAUAAAUCAACUUUCUAAGAAACUCUCAUUACGAGAAGAUUCCGAGCACUUGUAUGAUGUGAUUUCUCCUUUCCAUCGGGGUUUUGAAUCAUGGAUACCUCUUAACAAACUUCAUGCAGAAGAUGGCGGGUUCUUGUUAAAUGGAGAACUCAAGAUUGCAGUCAAAGUACAAGUAUCAGAUGUAUCAUGGGAACCAGAAGACGCAUCUGAUGACGCUCUAGUUGAUGUGUCAGGGGGAAUUAAAAAGACAACCAAAUUUCUGAGGAAGACAAAAGAAACCAUGGAUGCAAUAAAUGGGUUUCAAAUUCUUCCUUCACAAGAACGUUUUGUCACAUCGAUGGAGAAGCAAGUUGGAGAGAAGUUCGUCAGUGUGAUACAAAAUUUCUCCUUUGUGAAUUCUGAGAAGUGUUAUUCUGAUCCAUUUGCAAUCCGUGGCUUCAAAUGGCGUCUUCUUGCUGAAUGUGACCUUGUGGUUUUGCAUCUAUAUAUGUGCAUUACUGAUUGUCCACCAUUUCCUUCUGAAGCUGUAAAAGUUCGCUUGACCAUAGUAAAUCAGCUAUGCGAAUACAGAUCCAUAUUGAAAGGUGAUUACUAG
Molecule: messenger RNA, 834 nt
Organism: Brassica oleracea var. oleracea
Lineage: Eukaryota; Viridiplantae; Streptophyta; Magnoliopsida; Brassicales; Brassicaceae
Product: MATH domain and coiled-coil domain-containing protein At3g58370-like
Exons: 5
Coding region: 1-834 (277 amino acids)
Molecular function (GO): protein binding
Source: RefSeq, a predicted model, not a curated record